UGACCCAUUCCUCGCCACAUUCACCGACUCUGAACAGUUAACCAGCUGUCCUCGACGAAUCCGCCGCUCUCCUCGCAUGGCAGCUACGGCAUGCCGCGAAUCUCGGUGCAUCAUGCCACGGCGUUUGCCCGGCUGAUGAGGAGGGCAGGGCGGCCGGGCACGGCUGCACGUGUGUGCUUGCCAAAUCGGCCAAUAGCGCGGUAUUCGCAUGUUCAUAGCCCGACAUGGCGUCCUGUCUCAGUCUUGGAUGAAUGGGUUGCGAAAGAAGCUCGCCCUAUCAGUCUGCGCCAGCUCAUGGUGUUUGGGCGCUCGUUGACCGAGUCGAGACUGAUCAGCUCGGCCAACUACGUGAGGACGGAGCUCCCAACAAGAAUCGCCCACCGGAUCCGUGACAUGCAACAGCUGCCCUAUGUGGUCGUCACCAAUCCCCACAUGAGCGAGGUUUAUGACUUGUAUUACACUGCCUUCGACACGUUCCGCAAGGUGAAAGACAUCAAGACGCUGGAGGACAACGACCGUUUCUGUCAGACGAUCCGUUCCAUGCUCAAAGCCCACCUGACGGUCAUUCCCAAGCUGGCAAUGGGCAUUCUCGAGUGCAAUGGCCUCAUGGCCGCGGCAGAACUCGACAAGUUCAUGAAUACCAUUCUCCGAUCUCGCAUUUCGCGCCGCGUAAUCGCCGAACAACACCUCGCCCUAACCGACACCUUCCAUGCACCCUGGUUCUCCCCGGGCGCCAAACUCUCCGAGUCUGAAUUCAUAGGCGAAGUUUUUCUCAAGUGCGUCGCAAAAGAUGUGGUAUCACGCUGCGGCAAGGCAGUCCACGAUAUUGUCCGGCGCGCCUACGGCCCUGAUAUAACCCUUCCCGAGAUUCACAUUGACGGCCACCUCGACGCCAACUUCCCCUACAUCCUCAGUCACCUCGAGUACAUCAUCGGCGAGCUGCUGCGUAACUCGGUCCAAGCCGUAGCCGAAAGACACCAGCGGCGCAAGGACAAGGCGGCCGAUCCUGAUAAGCCCCCACCGCCCAUCGAAGUCACUAUCUGCGAAAGCCACCAACAUGUGAUCAUCCGCAUUUCCGACCAAGGCGGCGGCAUCCCCCGCGAGAAGAUGCCCUACCUGUGGUCCUUUAGCAAGGGACCCGCCAGCGGCAAGAUCCUGGCCAACCUGGGCAAGGUGCCCAAGAUGGCGGCGACGAUGCAGGAGCUACAGGUUGAGGGCGAGGAAGACGAACACGGCAGUCGUAUUGCAGCAGCAGAGAACGCCGGGAGAGGCAACGAGAUCAGCAGCUCUUUGGCCUCGCUAUCGAGCCGGCCGCCCAACCUGCGGCUCGGCAUGGGCUUGCCGCUGAGUAGGGUAUACGCAGAGUACUGGGCUGGCAGCCUGGCGCUGCACAGUCUGGAGGGAUAUGGCGUGGAUGCUUUUCUGCAAAUAUCCAAGCUCGGCAACAAAAACGAGCAGUUGACGACGCGGGCUAGUAUGGACGCUGUCUAGAUGAAGGCGUCUAUGAGGCUAUCCAAGGACAAUCCAGCUCGCUGUCUGGGAGCGGACGUGGUAUUACAUAUAGCCCCCAAUCUUCACAGAGCUCGCCUUUUGUUUGCAAGACAGGCAGCCUUUCUCAUUAUCUGGUAUCAUGAAAGGGGCAGCUAAAUUACAUCAUUCCUAACGUUCGACUAAAAGGGAGGCUCUGGAAAGAAUCGGCUAAGGAGGUCGAGUCCUUUGUGAGAGAAGUGCUCAGGACCUCCUAUCC
Messenger RNA from Chaetomium strumarium, 1747 nucleotides. RefSeq names its product branched-chain alpha-ketoacid dehydrogenase. The transcript has 4 exons. The coding region runs from base 91 to 1491 and encodes 466 amino acids. Gene Ontology annotation, molecular function: pyruvate dehydrogenase (acetyl-transferring) kinase activity. Gene Ontology annotation, cellular component: mitochondrion. The record is from RefSeq and is a predicted model, not a curated record. Gene Ontology annotation, biological process: protein phosphorylation; regulation of glucose metabolic process. Lineage: Eukaryota; Fungi; Ascomycota; Sordariomycetes; Sordariales; Chaetomiaceae.